Fonsecaea erecta is the source of this 2835-nucleotide messenger RNA. RefSeq names its product aspartate-tRNA(Asn) ligase. Gene Ontology annotation, biological process: aspartyl-tRNA aminoacylation. Gene Ontology annotation, cellular component: aminoacyl-tRNA synthetase multienzyme complex; cytoplasm; cytosol. Lineage: Eukaryota; Fungi; Ascomycota; Eurotiomycetes; Chaetothyriales; Herpotrichiellaceae. Bases 1 to 2835 code for a protein of 944 amino acids. The record is from RefSeq and is a predicted model, not a curated record. Gene Ontology annotation, molecular function: RNA binding; ATP binding; aspartate-tRNA ligase activity. The transcript has 2 exons.
AUGUCUAGACUCAUGAGUACACUUACAAACUUCGGCGACAAAAUCUCUCAACACAAGCACGACCUGAGUCGCAGUGAAAAGCACCGCCGAGGAGGACCCGAAAAUGACGUUGCGCAGAUCAUCGAACAGGAAGUGCAAUGGUCCAGCGACGAGGAGGACGAGGACGAGGAAAAGGGGGAAGGCGAAGGGCAUGGCCAGGCAAUGAAAAGCCCGGAUGACUUCUUGGACAACGAUGACCCUCCCGAAGCAAAGAGAUGCUAUGGCAAUUUGCCCCUGGUGCAAUCUCAAGAUGAGGUCGACGUUGACGUCUGGUCGGCAAAAUGGACUUCGCUCGUGGACGUGAACGCCAGCUUUAUCGGCAAGGAAAUCACCUUUCGCGCCCGGAUCCACACCGUCCGACAUAUCAGCGCAAAGCUUGCUUUCGUGAUAUUUCGCUCCGAAAUCACCACGAUACAAGGCGUACUCAGGGCCGAAGACGGCGGUAUCUCUGAGAACAUGGUUCGGUGGGUGGAACACGUGCGACCAGGUUCCAUCGUGGUCGUCCGGGCGAAAGUCAAAGAGCCCGAACAGACGGUCAAGAGCACCAGCGUGUCGCACGUGGAAUUGGAGAUUGAAACGAUGCAUCUGCUCUCGGCAAGAACGGCUCCAGUGCCGUUCAGUGUAUACGACGCCGACGCGGCGACUGACGGUCAGGCUAUAUCCGAUAGAGUCAGGCUGGCGAACCGCUUACUCGACCUCCGAACACCAUCCGUACAGGCAGUUUUCCGUGUGCAGUCUGCCGUGUGCAGGACUUUCCGCCGUUAUCUCGAGGACCGUGGCUUUCUGGAGAUCCAUACACCCAAACUCCAAGGAGGCGCAACUGAGGGUGGAGCGGACGUCUUCAAACUCGACUACUUUGGCCGUCCGGCUUUUCUGGCUCAAAGCCCACAGCUCGCCAAACAAAUGUGCAUCUCAGCAGAUUUCCCUCGUGUCUUUGAGAUUGGCCCCGUAUUCCGUGCUGAAAAUUCGAACACUCCUCGCCACAUGACAGAGUUCACGGGUCUGGACCUGGAAAUGGCCAUAGACAGACAUUAUCAUGAAGCCAUGUGGCUGAUUGACGCGAUACUCAAGGAGAUCUUCAAAACCCUUUAUGACCGCAAUAGGAAUGACAUUGAUACCGUCAAACAUCGCUUCCCGCACGAUGACCUGGUCUGGCUCGACGAGACGCCGAGGGUCACAUUUGCAGAAGGCGUCAAAUUGCUCAAUGAGUCGGGCUGGACCAAUGACGAUGGAAGUCAACAAUCUGAGCACGAAGACUUACCAACACGAGCCGAGCGAAGACUGGGGGAGCUCAUCAAGGAGAAAUUUCACACCGAUUACUACAUUCUCGAUAAAUUUCCGGCAGCCGCCCGUCCAUUCUACACGAUGCCAGAUCCCCACGACGAUGUGUUCACAAAUUCUUUCGAUUUUAUGGUUCGCGGGCAAGAAAUUCUUUCUGGUGGACAAAGAAUUCACGAACAUACACUCCUGAAAAAGCGCAUGAAAGCUCAAGGCAUGGAUCCGGACGACCUGAAGGAGUAUGUGCAAGCUUUCGAGUGGGUAGCUCCGCCGCAUGCUGGCGCCGGUAUUGGUCUUGAACGACUUGUCGCUCUUAUCUUGGACCUGGGCAACUUGCGCUUCGCAUCCCUGUUUCCGCGCGAUCCGAAGAGCUUCCCUGCGAAAAAGGAACCAAACCUGCGGCAUCCCGAAGACAGCACUCUGCAACGUCCCAAGGGAUAUCUCCAGCCCCUCGAGAACCUGGUGGCCAACUAUGGCGACGCCACGAACACUUCCUGGAUGGACGAGAGGUUCCAGAUUUGGCGGGAUGACAAGACGGGCGCAGCAAUCGCCUACGUCCCCUUGCGUGGCCGAGCAAUCAUUGCCGGGAAUCCGCUCUGCGAAACAAAACAACUUGAAGAUGUGGUGACAGCGUUUCUGAAGUGGCUUCGACGAGAAACUCAUCUCAAACCUCUCUUCAUCCUAGUCGACAAGGACGUCGAAGAGGUUCUGGGCGACAAGCUGGGGUGGAAGAGCUUCACCAACGUGGCCGAGCAGCGGGUCAAUCUUGCUAACAACGAGCAUUUGACCAUCGGCGGCGACGUGGAUCGAAAGAUCAGGCACGCCUCGAGGGAAGGUGUAAAGGUGACUGAAUACGGCAGCGACGUGCCGGAAGACGUACGUCACCAGAUCGAACAGCGCGUCAAGGAGUGGCAAGACAGCCGAGAGGGCGCACAGGUCCACCUGAGUGUGAUUACGCCGUUCAAGGACGCGUCGCACCGCCAGUAUUUCAUCGCCACGGACGACCAGGGUAAAAUUCACAGCUUGGUGGUGCUUGCGCAACUCGCACCUCGAUGGGGCGUCCAGGUGAAGUGGGCCUUGGACUUCCCUGGUGCGACCAACGGGGCCAUCGAGCUGACGGUGCAGGCCGCGCUCAAGGCCGCGGCGAAGGCGGGCUACAAGACGUGCACAUUCGGUGCGGGUGCGACGGCCAAACUGAGCAGUGAACACAACGUCGGCGGCGCAAAAGCAGUCACGCUCGAUUCUCUCUACCAAACCCUCGCCGCCAAGUUCAACCUGGACAAGAAGACUGGCUUCCGGAACAAAUUCAAUACGCUUGACGACCCGCUCUUCCUGUGUUACCCACCCCGAGGCUUGGGCCGAAGGGUGCCCGGGCCAUCAUCGACUUCUUCCAAGGGGAAGAAUAGAGGCUUCCGGCAAGAGGAGGAGGAGGAGGGAGGAGGAGGAGGAGGAGGAGGAGGAGGAGGAGAGUGCAAGAUAUUUCUCGUGAUGGACAGUCGGGUUUAUGCGGAGAUGUAG